Messenger RNA from Vicugna pacos (alpaca), 3558 nucleotides. The record is from RefSeq and is a predicted model, not a curated record. NCBI's taxonomy places the organism in Eukaryota, Metazoa, Chordata, Mammalia, Artiodactyla, Camelidae.
UUCCACAAAGCAGCAUAUUUUGGUGAUCUGGACACAGCGGAGGCGUUGCUGUUACAUAACAAAAAUGUCGUAGACAGCAGAGACAGGAAGAACAGGACUGCCCUGCACUUGGCCUGCACCACCGGCCAGUCAGCAGUGGUGAGUCUCCUCAUACACUGGGAUUGUGACCUGAAUGCUCGUGACGAGGAAAGCAAGACAGCUCUCAUGAAGGCUGUACAAUGCCAGAAAGAAGUAUGUGUCACCGUCCUGCUGGAAUACAAAGCUGACCCAAAUCUUGAGGACAACUGUCAAAACACUGCUCUCCAUUACGCCGUCUUGGCUGGAGAUACGUCAAUUGCAGCAAAGCUGCUCCGCUAUAAUGCAAAUAUCGAGGCGAUAGACAAGGAUAACUUCACACCACUUUUACUCGCCAUCACUGAGGAGAGCUUACCUUCUUCGCAUACUGGAGCAGAGAAUAUCCAAGAAAAGUUGCAAUUGUCCGGCAAGGACGACGAAGAAGAAAUGGUUGUCGAGUUGGGAACCAGCAAUGGCAGCUGCACGGAUUCACCGAAGAAUGUUGAGCAGAAGAAUCCUUCAGACUGGGAUUCUACUAGUUUGAGCCUCAAUAAUGAGGCUGGUCAAAGAGCCGAGCAUUUGAAAGUUGAUAAAUGUUCUUUGGUAUCACAAUCAGUGACCACAAACCAGUCAGCACCCACAGAACUGAGGCAGACGGCCCUAGUAGAUAAAGACCGGAUGACUAUUGAAGCCAUGUCUCUGUCAGAAAAUGCAGCGCUCCGUGGCGUGUGUGAAUCACAGCUGCCAGAGAACAGAAGCAGCAAAGAAGGAUUCCAGGCAUUCUCUGAACACAAAGAGCCCAGUCUUGAAAAAGUUUUUCCAUCUUAUUCCAAGUCUGAGUCAACAGAGUAUGGUUGCCAGCCAUCUUCAAAACUUUAUUUAAAUGAAAAGAAGUUAGAUGAAAAUGAUAAACCAGACACCGAAGAUGUUUUUAACAAAAAUGAGGAGAGUUUUUAUCAUGAUAGAGAAAAUGAAGUAAGGAGCCGAGUUCCCUUUAAAGUGAAAGAAGACCAAGAAUUUGGUACAAAAAGAAUACAAAGAAGGAACCAAAAUACUCACUGGAAAUCAGACAUUGGCCGUGCACCUCAGGUAGGAGUUGGAAUUUUACAAAAAUUGUUGGUUUUUAAAAUAUCAGUAGAAUUAGUUUAUAAAACUUGGCUUUCUUAUGGAUUGUUUUACAGUAGCUGUCCUGGCUUGUAUAUGACAGAAGUAAAGAAGAAUGAAAGCGGAAAACGGACAUUAAAAGCAUCUGUGACUUCGUGUGUAUUUGAGAAGACUGCCUCGCUGGCUGGUGGUCUCCUACACGUGAAUGGCAACAGCAGUUUAAGUGAAGGAGAUCAAGGUUGUGGCAGGUCUUCAAAGAAAACGUCUGCUAAAAAGGACCAGGUCAAAGAGCAGAUUAAUUCUGUGGAUGGCCUCGAUGGCUUAACUCUGUCACUGGAAACAGCUUCCAAGGAUUGUGAGUCGCUCUUCCCUAAUUAUAAGAAUACCCUGAGGCUAAUCGAACAACUUGGCCCGGAGAGUAAAGAUUCUGAUAGGUUAUUGAAAAUUCAGGAUCCAGUUCAUUCAUUCAGAUCAAUAGAACUUAAAGAAUCUGACUGUGCACUACUUAGAGGAAAAAUUAAAGAAAUGGAAAAUAAGGUGAACUGGCUACACACAGAGCUGCUGAAAGCAAGAGAAGCAAAAUCACAGUUAAAACUUGAAAAUGUGGAGCGGGAACGAGAGCUCUGCCGCAUGAGAUUCACAUUAGAACAAGAAACAAAGAAGAAGAAAAAUGCUUAUAUAUUAUAUGAAAAAUCUAAGGAUGAUUUAAAAAGAAAAGAGAAACAAUACAAUGAGCAAGUUUCCGUGAACCAACAACUCGAAAUCACUGCCCGAGCACUAGAAUGCGAACUGAAGAGCAUAAGGAAUAAACCAAAUCAGGUUUCAGAAGAGCGAAAUGAUGCUCAGAGACAACUUUCUCGAGAGCAGAAUGCCAGAGUAAUACAAGAUGAAAUCCUGGCCCAUCGUCUUUCCCAACAAAAGGAGACAGAAAAGUCUAAUAAGAAAGUGAAUGCCGAGGACACAACGGAUUUUGAGCUGUCUGGCCCAAAAGGUAGCAGCGAGGUGCUUCCUCAGCAACUUCCUGAAGCUGAACGUCAAUUCCGUGGCCAAGAAAUUGAGCUCCAUCCCAGGAGAGAUGCUCUUGGACCGAUGACGUUGGUAUUACAAUGUGUGCAUAGAGACGGAGGCCAAGCCCAGCGUUCAAACAAGGAAACUGAACCCUUGUCUCAGAGCAAACAAGGGAAAGUCAACAGAUACAUUGGAAAGCAGGCAUUCUUGGAAAAGAGAGUAUAUGAGCUACAAAGUGAAAACAUGUUGCUUCGACAGCAACUGGAAGUUGCUCAGAAUGAAGCCAGAAGUAAAAAGACAAUACUUAAUAUCCCAGAGCCGUUUCCUGAUCACAUGGGAAAACUUGAAGCCAUGAGCAAACGAGUUCUGAUGCUGGAGGAAGGAAACAAGGAAUUAAUCAGUGAAUACAAAUGUUUGAAAGACAGACUGUCUCAGUAUGAAACUGACAGAGCAGAAAUGAAAGCCCAUAUGAGACAGCUUCAACAAGAACUGACUGACACCCGAAAGAAAGUGUCCAUGUUGGAAGCUUCCCUGGAGGUGACAGCACAUCAUCCGACUAAUUCAGAAAACAAGAGACGGGAUGUAGAGAGGAAAUCACAUCCAACUGCGAAUCCGAAUGCUGAUCUUCCAGCAAAAGUGGAAUCUACAUCUUCUGUGCUUCUCUCUCUGAGUGCAGAAACUCAACUUCUUCUAAAGGAGUUAUCUAUGAAAGAGAUGCAAAAGAAAUGUGAAACGCUAGAGGAGAAGAAAUUGGAGGAAGAAGCAGUAAACCUCAGAUGUCACCUCGAAAUGAACACAGUGGAGCGCAGUCAAGUGGAGCAGUACAAACGGGAGACUGAAAAGUGAGAAAGACAGGAUGUAGUAGAAACACUGAAAGAACUCAGCCAGUUUUUACAGGUACAAGCGGCAUCGCAAGAAAACUUGUUAAGAGAGUAUAAACGUGCUUCAGUAAGUCAAAUGGACACAGUUAAAGAUCUGGAACCUGAACUGAAAAGUAAAACUUUUCAGUUUGAUUCUAAUGAAAAAAAAAAAUGGGAAAAAUACAAACGACUAUACCUGGAAGAGCUAGAAAAUAGAAUGUCAUUGGCAAGUCAACUCACCUCGGCUUAUGAGAGGCUGGUAGCGGUGAGCACUGAGCUUCAGCUGGAGCAGCAGCACCAGAGCUCCCUCCUCGGCUCUGUUCCCGUACGGCCUGUUGACGGACCGCCUUCUGCUGCUAGUACUAGCAUGGAGCCCAGGAGUCGUCCUACUCGAAGGAGGAGCUUCAGGAAUUUUUCAGACCCUUCAACUAGCAUGAGCGCUCUGUUCAGGCUUAGUUAUAUUAUCUUUUUUCCCUUGGGUUUCAGAUUUCUGAUACAAUUCUUGUUGUUAAGUUGAUGAAAUUCUGAGUUG